This is a messenger RNA of Nothoprocta perdicaria, 1461 nucleotides long. RefSeq names its product bactericidal permeability increasing protein (gene BPI). NCBI's taxonomy places the organism in Eukaryota, Metazoa, Chordata, Aves, Tinamiformes, Tinamidae. Gene Ontology annotation, biological process: defense response to Gram-negative bacterium; lipopolysaccharide-mediated signaling pathway; innate immune response. The coding region runs from base 1 to 1449 and encodes 482 amino acids. The record is from RefSeq and is a predicted model, not a curated record. Gene Ontology annotation, molecular function: lipopolysaccharide binding. The transcript has 15 exons.
AUGGCAGCGAGGGCAGCGUGCGGGGCCGCCCUGGCCUGCGCAGUGCUGGCCGCCUGCCUGGCGCUGACCACAGCCACGAACCCCGGCUUCGUGGUCAGGAUCACGCAGGCCGGCCUGGACUACGCCCGUCAGCACGGGGUGGCCGUCCUGGAGCAGGAGCUGCACCAGCUGCGGCUGCCGGACAUCUCGGGCGAGUUCCGGGUGCGGCACGUGGGGAAGGUGCAUUACGAGCUCUCCAGGUUAAACCUUCGCAGUUUCCGCUUGCCGAGCUCGCAGAUUUCCCCGAUCCCCAACGUGGGCCUGCAAGUCUCCAUCUCCGGCGCCUUCGCYGAGCUGGACGGGAACUGGCGGGUGAAGGUGCAUUUCAUCAGGGACCAUGGCUCGUUCGACCUGAAGGUCGAGGGCCUCUCCAUCGGAAUUGGCCUGAAGCUGGGCACCGACGGAUCUGGGAAGCCCACGGCGGACGUCUCCGACUGCAGCGCGCACRUCUCCAGCGUCCGGGUGCACUUCUCCGGCAAGUUCAGCUGGCUCUACAACCUCUUCCACAGCGCUGUGGAGUCCGUGUUCAGGAGGAGCCUGGAGAGCAAGGUGUGCGAGCAGGUGGUGAUCUCGGUGCGCAGCGAGCUGCAGUCCUACCUCAGCACGCUGCCAGUCACGGCCAAGAUCGACGCCGUGGCGGGGAUCGAUUACGCCCUGGUGGCUCCGCCGGCGGCUGCCGCCCAGGCCCUGGACGCGGAGCUGAAGGGCGAGUUCUUCUCCCUGGCACACCGCUCCGCCGUGCCCUUCUCCCCCGCGCCRCUCGCCCUCCCGCCCGACCAUGCCCGCAUGGUUUACUUCGGCGCCUCCAGCUACUUCUUCAACACGGCCAGCCUGGUCUACCACACRGCGGGCGCCCUGGUCUUCGAGCUCACGGACUCCAUGAUCCCCAAGGGCCUUGACUUCCACCUGAACACCUCCACGUUCUCGGCCUUCGUCCCCCAGCUGGAGGAGAGGUACCCCGACAUGCUGAUGAAGCUGCGGCUCUCCACGCCGGCCGCCCCCUUCCUGAGCAUCGGUCCCAACGGCCUCUCACUCCGGCCCGUUGUGGAUAUCCAGGCGUACGCCAUCCUUCCCAGCUCCAGCCUGGCUCCUCUCUUCCUGCUCAACCUGACCGCCAACGUGUCCGCCAGCGUCGACGUGAAGUCCGGCCGCAUCGUGGGGAACCUGACGGUCGGCAGGCUCAGGCUCUCCCUGAAGCAUUCGGACGUCGGCCCCUUCCAGGUGCGAACGCUGCAGUCGGUGAUGAACAUCUUGGCCUCCAGCAUCCUGCUGCCGCGUGUCAACGCGCGCCUGGCGCAGGGCUUCCCGCUGCCGCUGCUGCGCCGCACGCAGCUCUCCAACGUGCUCGUGCAGUGGCACCAGAACCUGCUGCUGCUGGGCRCCGACGUCCGCUACGAGCGCAGAGCGUGAAAGCCGGGCCCG